Messenger RNA from Naegleria gruberi, 3012 nucleotides. Its product is annotated as rhoGEF domain-containing protein. Gene Ontology annotation, cellular component: cytoplasm. The record is from RefSeq and is a predicted model, not a curated record. Gene Ontology annotation, molecular function: protein binding; guanyl-nucleotide exchange factor activity. Lineage: Eukaryota; Heterolobosea; Eutetramitea; Acrasida; Naegleriidae. Bases 1 to 3012 code for a protein of 1003 amino acids. The transcript is spliced from 5 exons.
AUGAGUAACGCGGUUUUAACUUCUGCAGAUUUUGAUUUUAGUAAGAAUGAAAUCAAGUCCUACGUAAAAUUAACUCUUCGUAAGGGAGAUGUUGUUGGUGUAACAAAAGAUAAUAUUGCUGGAUGGAGUAUUGGUAAAAUUGGUGAUCGAAUUGGAUUAUUUCCAGCCUCAUUCGCAUCACCAGUUAAAUGUGCAGAAGAGCAAGCAGGUAAAAUUGUAUUAAAGAUUUGGAGAAGUUACAAAUUUAAAAAGGGAUUAUUAGGAAAAAAUAGAGUUAGAGAAAUUAUGUGUAUCGUUAACGAAUUGGUGGACACAGAGAAGAGUUAUUUGUACUUUUUGGAAAUUCUUGAUACUCUUUAUAUUCAAAUGUUUGAACAAAGAAUUGAAGCUAAAAAACCAAUUAUUUCACAAGAUGAAAUUAAGAAACUCUUUGGUAAUGUGAGACAAAUCAGAAAUUUAACAAAAAUUCUAUUGAAUGAAAUUCAAAAACAGAAAGAUGAAAUUACUAAUAGUGGCAAUAUUCCAAAGAUUCUUGAUGUAUUUGUUAGACAUCUUCCAUUUCUAAAUUUCUAUAGUGAUUAUGUUAAAGGUUAUGAUAUGGCAGUUGAAAUUACUAAUGAUUUAUGUAAGAAGAAUAAGGAAUUUGAAAAAAUAUUGAAACAAUUUAGAGAUGAUCCAAGAUCUAAAGGAUUAGGUUUAAGAGAUUUAUUACCAAAACCAAUGCAAAGAAUAUUUGGUUAUAAGAAUUUGUUUGAUAGAUUAGUUAAGAUUACACCAUCAGAAUCUGUAAUUUAUUGUAAAGUAAAAUCAUUGGGUGAUAAUAUGGAAAAGAUUGUAUCAAGAAUUAAUGAAAGUAAGAGACAUUUUGAAACCACACAAAAAGUAGCAAGUCAACUUGGUAAAUUAUUAAUUUCAUGGAGAAAAUUCAUGAAGGAAGGUAGAAUUAGAAUUGUAAAUGAAAAGGGAGAAGAAUGGGCAGAUUGUUAUUUGGCAUCUGAUAUAUUUGCUUAUACAACAGGAAAGAAAGAUAUUGCUUAUUUCCCAUUAGUAUUUACUACUUUAUCUGAUAAUGGUGAAACAUCUUUAAUUUUAUUAACUCUUAAUGAACCUCCACUCAUGUUAAGAUUUUCUGAUGUUUCUGAAAAGAAUGAAUGGUUUAACUUGACACGAAGAAAUAUUGAAGAAGAAAAAGCUCUCAAUGCUAAAAAGUAUAAUAUUACAAAUCCAAUUGAUGAAGCUAGUAGAUGGGUUCAAUCAAUUGGUGAAUUUGAACAAAAGAAUAAGGCAAUUGAUAUGUUAAUAGCUGAAUAUUCUGUUCAUAAAGCAUCAUUGAAAGAGUAUGAAAGUUCUAUCAAUUCAUACAAGAGUGAAAUUAGAGAUUUGAUUGAAAAUAUUAAAAAGAUACAUGAAGAAAGAAAGAAAUUAGAUAAUACUUUAGAAGAAAGUAAGAAUAUUCAAGAAUUAGUGAAUGAGCAGGAAUCAUUAUUAUCAACUGUUGAAAAACAAAGAGAAAUGUUCCUUAGUUUAUGUACCGAUGAAAGUUCAUUUAGAAAAUUAUUUGGAACAUCUGAUACUAAAUUCCAAGCUGAAAAAGGAAACUUUGAUCAAGUUAGAAAUCAAAGAAAUUCAUUCGAUUCUCAAAAUUCAAAUUAUUUAACCUCAAAUGUAAUUAUUGAUGCAAAAACUCAAGAAUCGAUUGAACAAUUGAAGAGAGAAUAUGGAGAAGAAUUUUCACUUAUUCACAAUGUUAUUCAACAAUUGGAUCAUCAAGAAAUUAAUUAUGAAAUGGUUUAUCAAAAACAAGAAUAUGAAAAUAGAAACAAGUUUUUGGAAGAAAGAAAUAGAACCCUUGAAGAGAAUAAUCAGAAAUUGAAUAGAAAAGUUACAAAAUUAUAUGAAAAGAUUAAAUUACUUGAAAGCAGUAUGACUGAAACUUUACAAAAGAAUAGUUUUGACAAAUUCUCAAUUGAAAUUAAGAGUUUAUUUGAACAAAAUGAUGAAAUCAAUGUUAAAAAAAUUGAAACUGCAUGUGAAAGAAUUGGAGCUAGUGAAAUUGAUAGUAAAUAUGAAGAAACUAUCAAGAAGAAGGAUGCAGAAAUUGAAGAGUUGAAGAAGAUAAUUUCUGAUUUUAAUAAUGCUAGAAACGAUGAUGAAGUUAUUGAAGAUGUCAAUGAAUUAAGUAGUAGAAAUGCUAAAUUGAUGAAUGAAAUUAAAUUAGUAACAACAACAUUGGGUAAUGUUAGAGAAGAAAAGAUUAAUGAGAGAAAACAUAUUUCUAAACAAUUAGAAGAACUCUCAAUUACAUACAAAUCCCAAAUUCAAUACUACAUUUCAACAAACAAAAUGUUGUUGAAUCAAAUUUCAACUUCCCAACAAGCUGUUACUGAUAUGCAAUUAGAACUUGCAAAUAUGUUUGAAAAAUUGGAAAGAAACUUUAUCAGAAACUCUGAUAGUAGCCAAACAAUUGAUGAGUUAAGACAACAAUUGGAAAAGUCAAAACAAGAUAAUAUGAAACUUCAAUUCUCUCUUGCCCACUCAAUCACAAAGGAAAUGAAAUGUCAAAAGUUGUUGGAAGAAGAAAAGCAAAAACUUAUCCAAUCCGAACAAAAACUGUCUCAAUCUGAUCAAGAACUCAACGCGUUGAGAAGAAAAUCUUUCAGACUCCCAACAACUGAAACAUUACCAUCAAGAUUCUCAAUCAGAGAACUUCCAGAAACACCUAUAACAACUCAAGUUUUCCAAAGAGUAGAACCAAAAGAAUUGCCACAAAGACCUGUUUCCAUGGUUAUUCCUGAAUCAGCUUCAAACGAUAUUCAGGAAGAAAUUGAGGAUUAUGUGGACCCUACAAGUUCUGAUAAACCAAGAGCUUCUCCAAUGAGAAGUAGUAUUUCAAAUGAGGAUCCUAGAAGAAGAACUAUCAGCUUCUUGAAUCCAUUGCUUGGAAUGAACAGUAAACAAGAUACAAAUUUGAUAGAUGAAAUGAAGAAUCGUUUCAGUCUUAAAAAGAAAUAA